UCGUGCAACGGACAUUUCUUGCCAGUUGAGCUGCGUACGCGCAUACUACGAGAUCAUUAUAAAUCAUUAAUUAAUUUGUAACAUAUUACAGUUGCCGCGCGUUCGAUAUAUAAGUGCGUGUUGUGUAUUAGUGUUUGUGAUUUUUUUCUGUUGUUUUUAAAAGAUAUUAGGCAAACAUGGAACCACUGCAGGUUGAAAUUGUCCACUUUUACCCCAGAGAGAAUGCAAAACCACAUAAUACUACAAAAUACGAGGUGGUGAAUGAAGAGAACCCGACGGUCACCAUCGUGCGACGUGGCCAGCCGUUCAGUGGAGUGGUGCGGUUCACCAGACCUUACGAUGAAGCCAACGAUAUCAUACAGCUGGUGUUUUCUAUUGGCGACCAGCCAUCGAUGGACACUGUGGGAAGGAUGUUCGUGCGCCGUGAUGCUGUACCGGACAUACACGCAUGGACAGCCACUCUCCUAGACGUGCAGGAUGGAAACACCGUCUCUUUCAAGGUAUCAGCUCCGGUCACCGCGCCAGUGGGUGCCUGGGUGCUCCGUGUGGUCACAUGGCAGAGGGAUGGCGGGGAACGCACUGUCUACGACUUCGAUCAGGACAUCUACAUCCUCUUCAACCCAUGGAUUCCUGAUGACCAAACCUACAUGGAAGAAAAAACUCUACUUCAGGAGUACGCGCUGAAUGAUGUGGGCAAAGUAUGGGUUGGUCCCGUGAAGACAACUAGAGGGAAACCAUGGCUGUUUGGGCAGUUCGAUGCCGUCGUGCUGCCUGCCUGCAUGUUUAUGCUGGAUAGAGCUGAUUUGCCUUUCAAGCACCGUGGUGAUCCAGUAAAGGUGACUCGUGCCAUCUCCCGUAUCGUGAACUCCAACGAUGAUGGUGGUGUACUAGUGGGUCGUUGGGACGGGAUGUACGACGAUGGAACAGCUCCGUCCGAGUGGACCGGCUCCGUGGACAUCCUGGCCCAAUUCUUGGAGACACAGGAACCUGUGUCUUACGGACAGUGCUGGGUCUUCGCUGGUGUUGUCACUACUGUGUGCCGUGCCCUCGGUAUCCCAUCUCGAGUAGUCUCCAACUUGGUAUCAGCUCACGACGCCAACAGCACCCUGACCGUGGACAAAUACUUCUCGGAGACUAUGGAGGAGCUGGGCUACGAUCCUAGCAACGCUGAACCAGAACAGACCGAUUCCAUCUGGAACUACCACGUUUGGAACGAUGUUUGGAUGUCCAGACCUGAUCUGCCUGCUGGUUAUGGAGGCUGGCAAGCCAUUGAUGCUACUCCUCAGGAGACUUCCCGAGGAAUGUACCAGUGCGGUCCAGCUCCUCUAGAAGCCAUCAAGCAAGGAGCCAUAGGAAUGAACUACGAUGUGGAGUUCAUGCUGGCGUCAGUCAACGCUGACCUGAUGAAGUGGAGGAUCGAUCCUAACUUGGAAACUGGUUUCGCUAUGGUCGGCAGCAAUACUUACCACAUUGGCCGCAUGAUCCUCACGAAGAAACCGUACGUGUUUGACCCCAACGGUGAUGAGGACCGGGAGGAUAUCAUCGACCAGUACAAGUUCAGGGAGGGCACAGCCUCUGAGCGACUUGCUCUCAUGAACGGAGUUCGGUUCUCUGAGAGAGCUAAGAGAUAUUACUCGGUAGCUAGCAGUAUGCAAAAUGACAUCAAUUUCAAACUGUGUGACGUGGACACAGUGCCUAUUGGACAAGAUUUCAAGGUCAUCGUUGAUAUUGAGAAUACAUCUAGUGAGGGCCGCAACAUAAAGGCAUCUCUGACAGCGAACAGCGUGUACUACAACGGAGUGAGAGCUGGUGUCAUCAAGAAGGCUGAAGGACACAUGUUUAUCAAUGGUGGCAAAAGGGACCAGAUCGUGCUCUCGGUGAAAUCGGACGACUAUCUGCCAAAGUUAGUGGAAUAUGAAAACAUGAAGAUCUCUGCAAUGGCUAUCGUGAUGGAGACCAAGCAAUCCUGGGCGGAGGAGGACGACUUCCAGAUCAUCAAGCCUAAUAUUAACAUCAAGUUCAACGAAGACUUGAUCUGGAACCAGCCAGCGACAGCGAUCCUCUCGUUCACGAAUCCCCUCGACCGUGGCCUGACUGGGUGUGAGUUCAGACUGUCCUCUUCAGGCAUCGAAGGCCGCACCCUGAAGCUGCAGGCUUCUGAUGCUGCACCCAAGGAACCAAUCAGCGUGGAGAUACCUAUACUGCCUAAAAAACCUGGCAGCAUCAACUUCGUGGCGACUUUCAAGUCAGCAGAACUGAAGGACAUCAACGGAGCAGCAACGGUAGAAGUAUACGAAGCAUAGAGCACCUUAUUCUUUAGUCACUAAGGCUUAAUUUACGUUACAACCAUUAUUUUUGUACUUUAUUCUAGAUUUUUACGAGUAUACUUUAGUCAUGUUUAUUUAAGAAUUUUAUAUUUUUUUUAAUCUUCAAAAAUACGUAAAUUAAAAAAAAUUGAAGUAUUUUAUUUUUUGUUAAUUUUUAAAAUAGUUUUAUGUGAGUCGUAUGUGCCAAUGUAUAUUUUUUUAUUAUUGUAAGGAAAAAUAUAUUACUAUGAAGGCAGCGCCAAGGAUCAGUACAUUAACCGCCGUACUCAGAGUCAUUUAAUGAUUACUUAAACUAUUCCUUAGUAACGAUUUUGUAUCGAAAACAAUUGCUAAGGACUGGGUUAAGUAACCAUUAAAUGACUCUGAGUGUGGCAGUUAGCUUGUAAGAUUAGUUUGAAAGCCAUAUCUAAAAAUAUAUUUUUUUAUAUUCGACAUAAUGUGCCAUAGUAUGGCUGGCAUUUUUUAAUUCUCUAGUUUUAUUUUUUUAUAAUAAUUUGUAAUUUACGAAAAUAAAUCGAUCUUAUUUUAUAUCCGGGACAUAGUCCCGUAAAAUUAAGUUAAAAUUUAUAUUUUGUUACACAAAAAGUAAUAAAAGUUUUAUAAGUAA
Messenger RNA from Spodoptera frugiperda (fall armyworm), 2934 nucleotides. RefSeq names its product hemocyte protein-glutamine gamma-glutamyltransferase-like. The record is from RefSeq and is a predicted model, not a curated record. Bases 177 to 2303 code for a protein of 708 amino acids. The transcript is spliced from 15 exons. Lineage: Eukaryota; Metazoa; Arthropoda; Insecta; Lepidoptera; Noctuidae. Gene Ontology annotation, biological process: peptide cross-linking. Gene Ontology annotation, molecular function: protein-glutamine gamma-glutamyltransferase activity.